UAAAGCUGAAAUGGAUGUGAUACAAGACUCUACUACCCCUCACACAGCAGAGGUUUUAUUUGAUCAUUCAGAAGAGAUUGAUAGUGAGGUUCUUGUAGAUUUUCAUGACGAGGUGGAUGUAAGUGGCGGGAUGAGUAAUGAGAUACAUUCAAUUGAUACUGAUGCUCUUUUUGAGGACAUAAAUAGUGCUGCCUCGGGUGAUGAUGAUGAUCUUAUCAAAGUUGCGUCAGUAUAUGGUGUGGAGAAUUUGUCCCUGGGUACAUUCGACUCUGCAAGAACGAGCAUCACAGCUGAAACUCAUGGGAUGAGUAAUGAGACACAUACAAUUGAUCCUGCUGCUCUUUUUGAGGACGUAAAAAGUGCUGCCUCGGGUGAUGAUGGUGUGGAGAAUUUGUCACUGGGUACAUUCAACUCUGCAAGAACGAGCAUUGCAGCUGAAACUCAUGGGGUGAAUCCUUCCUCUACCAUUGGUGAAGCUUUAAGUGAAAGGGAGAAGAUGCGUAUCAAGAAAAUACAAAAGAUACGAGCAAAAUAUCUGUGCCUUCUAGAGAGAUUGGGCCAUUCCCCUGAGGAUUCUGUAGCUUCGAAGGUUUUAUACCAGCUGACACUUGCUGCUGGAAGUUUGCAUCUUGAUUCCUGCAAGAAUGCAGCCAUGGAGGUUGAAGCACAAACAAAGGACAGUCCGGAUUUCCCGUUGACUGUCUUGAUUAUAGGAAAGACUGGAGUUGGCAAGAGUGCUACUGUGAAUUCCAUUAUUGGAGAAAACACUUCUGCAGUUGAUGCAUUUAAGCCUGCAACGGCUCGUGUGAGAGAAAUUGCUGGCUUGGUCAACGGAGUGAAGCUAAAGAUCUUCGACACCCCUGGUCUUAGUACUUGUUUGACAGACCAAUCCAGCAACAGGAAGAUUUUGUCAUCCAUCAAGAAAGUGAUGAGGAAAUGUCCACCUGAUGUUGUCCUAUACGUGGACCGCCUGGACACCCGAAUAGGCGGCCUUGAUGAUUUGCCUCUUCUGAGGCUGGUCACUUCAUCUCUUGGUUCAUCAACAUGGAGAAAAUCCAUUGUUGCUUUCACACAUGGAGCUGCAACGCCUCCAGAUGGGACUGAUGGAUGUCCUAUAAGCUAUGAGGCGUUCUUAUCUGAGCAGUCGCAGGUCGUUCAACGCCUCAUUUGUCAUUCAGCUGGGGAGCCAGAGCCACUGGUGAUGACUCCAGUUUGUGUUAUUGAAAAUGCAGAAAAGAAUGGAGAUGGAGAAAAAGUGUUGCACAGUGGGUGGAGAUCUCAGCUGCUGCUGUUGUGUUGCUCAAUGAAGAUUCUAUCAGAAGUGGGGGCUCGAAGCCCUCUUGGAUUACUGAGCCGUUCGCCUCCUCAAUCUCCCGACUUGUCUUCAUUCUUGAAAUCCAAUGUUCAUCCAGGACUAUCUAGUGGUCAAAGUGGUGACAUUGUUGGAUCAGAUGCUGAGCUGUGUGAUCCAUCUGGAUCCAACCAAGACGUAGACGUUGAGCAUUACAAUCCAUUCCCGUUCAAGCCACUCGACUCCUCACCGACUACUACUGAGCUCAGCCGAGACCAAAGGGAGGCUUAUGGGGAUGGAGAAGGUCAAGACUCAAUGGCCUGCCUUUUCACAAGGCCGGUUCUCACCCCCUAUGGAUGGGACCACGGGUGCAGCUACGAAUGUCUGCUCGUUGAAGACAGAAGAAUCAAGACUGCCAAUGCAAUGAUCUCAGCUUUACUCACAGAAGACAGAAAAGAACUCAAAAUCCAGCUGCAUUCAUCAGUUGGGAAACGAGCAACAGUGGUGGGAAACACCGGCAUCAUUCAAUCUCAAGACGAUGCAGCAUAUGGUGCAAGCUUGUUUUUCAAUCAAGACGAAGGCACUGUCGGGAUAUCGGCAAUGAGAUGGGGAGAUGAACUUAUCUAUGGCUGCAACCUGCAUUCUUGCAUCCGUAUCAGCAUGGAAUCCAAGCUAGACAUCACAGCUGCUCUGAACAGCAGGCUGAGGGGCAAGAUUUGUAUGAAGAUGAGUUGCUCGAAUCAGCUUCAGAUCGCGGCUCUGGCUUUAUUGAAAAACAAGCUUGCACCAAUUGCCAGAGCUGCGGUCAAGAAGCUUUUUCGACAGAUUGAUGGAUGAUGUGAAGGUAGUUGAGAGUAGAGAAUGAACUUAUGUAUAUAGUGAAAAGAGUAAUGAAGCAGCUUAUAUUUGUGAAUUAGUAAAGACUUGAACUUGCUUCUUUUUUUCUUUUAUAAAUGAAAAAAAGAUUUAGCCAUUGAUAUA
Molecule: messenger RNA, 2272 nt
Organism: Salvia hispanica
Lineage: Eukaryota; Viridiplantae; Streptophyta; Magnoliopsida; Lamiales; Lamiaceae
Biological process (GO): protein targeting to chloroplast
Cellular component (GO): chloroplast outer membrane
Molecular function (GO): GTP binding
Source: RefSeq, a predicted model, not a curated record